Messenger RNA from Astrephomene gubernaculifera, 968 nucleotides. Lineage: Eukaryota; Viridiplantae; Chlorophyta; Chlorophyceae; Chlamydomonadales; Astrephomenaceae. The record is from the annotation of a GenBank genome assembly.
AGCGCCGAUCAGGGGUAACAGUAUAGCGCUCUUGUUUAGCACUAUUUGCAUGAUCACCCUGUCUUACAUUCCUUUAGUCCUUCGCAAACCCUUCGCCGGCGACAACUGCAUAUCGGACUGACUCGUUAGCCCAGCUGUUCACCUGAAAGCAUACAAGCCUUCAUCCACAGUUCAUUUCUGCCUUCGUCCCAUACCUCGAAGGCGCAUAGGCGCGAGCUGAACACACCGUCACAGCUUCUGCUGGGCCCGACCGUCGCUGCCCGAACAUGGGGCAGACGUUUGCAAAGCUCUUUGACAGAUGGUUUGGCAACCGCGAAAUGCGCGUUGUCAUGCUCGGGCUUGACGCUGCCGGCAAGACAACCAUCCUUUAUAAGUUGCAUAUCGGCGAGGUCCUGACGACGGUACCUACUAUAGGCUUCAACGUGGAAAAGGUGCAGUACAAGAACGUGGUCUUCACGGUUUGGGACGUGGGCGGCCAGGAAAAGCUGCGGCCGCUGUGGCGACACUACUUUAACAACACGGACGGCUUGAUCUUCGUGGUUGACAGCCAAGACCGCGAGCGCAUCGGCAAAGCUGCAGCGGAGUUCCAGGCCAUCCUGCAGGACCCGCUCAUGCUGCACUCGGCCAUCUUGGUGUUCGCCAACAAGCAGGACAUGCGCGGUUGCCUCACACCUCGCGAGGUGUGCGAGGCGCUCGGGUUGCCGGAGAUGCGCACGCGCAAGUGGCACGUGCAGAGCUCGGUGGCGACUCGCGGAGAGGGUUUGUAUGAGGGGCUGGACUGGCUGGCGAACACACUCAAGAGCUCGAAUGCAGGGAGGCCCAUGGCAUGAGGGGUGUUGCGGGUUUCGUCAAGUUUUGUACCGAAGCUGUAGCGUCCUGUGGCGAAUCGGGAUGACGGGGGUGCUAAGGGAUGGCGCCCAGAGAGGGAUGUGGUGUGGUUUCAGAGCGGAGGGGAUGGACGAAUGGGU